CACCAUAAGCGUUACCCGGCUCUAAUUAGCUUCCAAAAUUCCUAUGACUGGCGGGAUAUCCGUACAGGAGGAUGUGUCAGCGCCUCGUCUCUUGAGAGUCCUAUUAAGCCCUGUUGAAUGACCGUUUUUUGGUUCCGGGUUUCUGAAUUUCUUCCCAUCGUUCCUGGAUGGACUUCGCUCAUUUACCGUGUUGACCACGCUCCCUAUUUCACAUUUCACUCGUUUGUCUGAAACAAUUCACCGAGCUUUCUUUGAUCUUUCACUCCUGCACCAGAUACUACAAGGUUGCUCACUAAAGUCAACGCUUUCUUGGAGUUUGUAGACCAGAUAGUGUAUAGGCUACUUUCCUAUCAUUACAAGCUUGCCUCUUCAGUUUUCAUCGCAUUCAUUUUCCAAAGAACAGAUAACUACGCAAUGCUUCUGUUUAGAGUAUUUGCUGGCAUUGCCAGUCUUGUGUCACUGGCAGUUGCUGAUGAUGCCACUGAAGCUCUGCCCAUGGACCUGGGCAGUGUUUUGUCAAGGCAUCCCAAGCUUUCAACAUACUACAAAUUGAUCCAGAAAUUCCCCGAUGUCCUGUUGCAACUGCCCAGCUAUGAGGGUGUCACCAUUGUUGCUCCUUCCAAUGAUGCUUUCAACCAAAUCCCCUAUUCUCCUCUCUCCAAUAUUUGGGACCCGAACGAUGCCAAGGUCACUGUUCCGCUGCUUCAGUACCACAUUCUUCAGGGUACUAUAAGCACAAUGAAGCUGAAGGAGGGGCCUGCAUAUGUCAAGCCUACCCUUCUUCACAAUCCUAAAUGGAGCAAUGUCACUGCUGGUCAGAACAUACUUAUCAACAAACAGCCUGACGAUGUCAUCUUCAGCACCCGGCUGGGCAAUCGAGCUACAGUUAUCAAUUACGAUAUCAAGUUUCAAGGCGGACUCAUCCAGAUUGUUGACAGUCUGUUGAUUCCGCCCUCUGGUAUUCGCCAGGUCCUCAUGGCAAGCAAGGUUGACUCGUUUCUCGGGGGACUCUUUAGAGCUGGCCUCAUGCCUGAUCUCGCUGGUCGCCAGGACAUCACUGUCUUUGCUCCAAGAGAUCAGGCUAUGGAGAUGGUUGGCAGUGCACUCAGCGGCAUGUCGGCCAAGGAGCUGGCAAGUGUCAUGGGAUACCACAUUGUACCGGGCAAGGUCCUGGUCUCGACUGACCUUGACAAUGCCACAUCUCUGACCACAUUGACUGGAGAGGAGGUCCACGUCCGCCAAAUUGGUAAUGAGAAGUUCGUCAACUCGGCCAAGAUCAUCACGACUGACCUUCUCAUUUCUAAUGGUAUCCUUCACAUCAUCUCCAAUGUCAAUAACCCAAAGGAGGCCAAUGCGGCUCCUAACCCUAGUCUCUGGCUUCAAAAUCCUGUGUUCAAGUCUGCUGGCGUUGACGAUGUCUUCGACUCGGAUAUCCCUUGUACCGCGAGUUGUCCAGCGACAAACACACCAACGCCUACACCGGCAGAUGAUGCCGAGAACAACGCCAUGGCAACGCCGUGGUUCACAACAAGGUCAAGCAGGGGAGUGGCUGCUCCUCGGGCCACAGCACAUGUUGCCCGCGCUGCACUGGGUAUCGUGGGUAUAGGUGCGGGGAUGGCGCUCUUGUAGUAGGAGCUGGUGUUCUUAUGGCCUCUUUGUUCUGUGUUCGCCUUCUUGGGCUUUGGUGUUUUGGAUCGGUUGGCUUUGCAGUGGUAUAGAUCUCUCUAUCGUUCGAUCAAGUAUUACCCCAACAUUCGUUAACGGAAGCAAACAUCCUCCUUUUGGCCAGUGUGUUCCCUCAGAUUCCACAAAUCUUGUUCUUGGUCAAGCAGUGUUUGAUCAACGUGGACCGAACUUCUUGGCGAAACAAGUCAUGGUACCUACUUGUCGUCCG
This is a messenger RNA of Fusarium verticillioides 7600, 1894 nucleotides long. RefSeq lists its product as hypothetical. Lineage: Eukaryota; Fungi; Ascomycota; Sordariomycetes; Hypocreales; Nectriaceae. The transcript has 3 exons. The coding region runs from base 415 to 1629 and encodes 404 amino acids. The record is from RefSeq and is a predicted model, not a curated record.